AUUUCCAGGCAAACGUCAAAACGGCACCGUCUCUUUCGCUUCGUCUCUUCUUCCUCUUGAGUCCUGAAGGCUGAACUCACUCAGAAAGCAUCAAAUUUCAGUGGCUCAGAGGAACUCAGAACUCGAAGAGCGAGAAUGACUAAGAGGCCACCGCCUGAUCCCGUGGCGGUGCUCAGGGGCCAUCGCGCUUCUGUCAUGGACGCUUCUUUUCAUCCUUCUAAACCUUUACUCUUCACCGGUUCUGCGGAUGGUGAGUUGCGAAUAUGGGACACGGUCCAGCACCGGACAAUAUCAUCUGCAUGGGUGCAUAGUGCGGCGCACGGGAUUAUUUGUGUUGCUAGUAGUCCUUUGAUAGGAAGCAACAGAGUUAUAAGCCAGGGUAGGGAUGGAACGGUGAAGUGUUGGGAUAUUGAAGAUGGCGGACUGUCCCGAAAUCCUUCCCUUACAAUCAAGACAAACGCUUAUCACUUUUGCAAGCUUUCCGUGGUGAAGAAGCCUUCUGCUUGUGAACCACAAGCUGAAGGGCCUAAUUAUCAUCAUGAGAUGGAGGUUAGGGAAACUGUUGACUCAGAAAGUCUGGCCGAUAGCAGGGAAAAGGCUGAAGGAAGUCUAGCAGAGUGUUCCAACGCUGUUAGAGAAGUUACACAUACAGAAGGACCAAAGUAUGUGGCUAUAGCAGGAGAGCAAUCACAUGAGGUUGAAAUUUGGGAUCUCAAUACUGCAGAAAGGUUUGCGCGGUUAACUCAAAAGUCAGUUGGUGGCUCCCCAAACGUUUCUACCAGUGAGAGAGGGAUGUGCAUGGCGGUUCAAGCAUAUUUACCAUCUGAAUCACAGGGAUUCUUAAAUGUCUUGGCUGGUUAUGAAGAUGGUUCCAUGCUUUGGUGGGAUAUACGACAUCCGGGAAUUCCUGUAACUUCUGUAAAGUUUCAUUCUGAGCCAGUUCUAAGCAUAUCCAUUGAUGAGUCAUGUAGUGGGGGUAUCACAGGAGCUGCAGAUGACAAAAUCGUGAUGUAUAGUUUGGAUCACUCCAUGGGCUCUUGUGUGGUCAAGAAAGAAAUUAGUUUGGAAAGACCUGGUAUAGCAGGCACCUCAAUUCGACCAGAUGGCAAAAUUGCUGCUACUGCUGGUUGGGAUCACAGAGUUGUGGUGAGUGAAGGGGUUACCCUUGUGAAGUUGUCUUCAUUCUCAUUUCGAUGGGUCAUGCUAGUGUAUCAGAGUAAGGAUAUAUAAUUACCGCAAAGGAAAUGCUCUGGCAAUAUUGAAAUAUCACCAUGCUACGUGUAACGCUGUUUCAUACUCAACUGAUUGUAAGCUAAUGGCUUCUGCAUCAGAAGACAGGACUGUUGCUCUGUGGGAACUUUAUCCUCCUCAAACUUUAUAAAAUUACUGGUCUUUACGUGAUAAAGAGAUUUGUACGGGUCCAGCUAGUUGCCAGAGUUCUGAGUCGCUGACCUCACUCGAUGCUCUAUUGUAAUGGUAAUGUUAGGUGAAGACAUUAAAUUUUUGUUUUUCAUUUAUUUAUGAGGGCAUUAAGUCUUUGUGCUUAAUUGAUGUGAAACGACAUUGAGUAGACAAAAAAAAUUGAUGUGAAACGACAUUGGAUACUUUCAUAACUUGAUGGUCUUCAAGUGAGCUCA
This is a messenger RNA of Alnus glutinosa, 1637 nucleotides long. Its product is annotated as protein DECREASED SIZE EXCLUSION LIMIT 1. The record is from RefSeq and is a predicted model, not a curated record. Gene Ontology annotation, molecular function: protein binding. The transcript has 14 exons. Lineage: Eukaryota; Viridiplantae; Streptophyta; Magnoliopsida; Fagales; Betulaceae. The coding region runs from base 136 to 1230 and encodes 364 amino acids.